Chinchilla lanigera (long-tailed chinchilla) is the source of this 2765-nucleotide messenger RNA. RefSeq names its product COP9 signalosome subunit 7B (gene Cops7b). Lineage: Eukaryota; Metazoa; Chordata; Mammalia; Rodentia; Chinchillidae. Gene Ontology annotation, cellular component: COP9 signalosome. Gene Ontology annotation, biological process: COP9 signalosome assembly. The coding region runs from base 971 to 1765 and encodes 264 amino acids. The record is from RefSeq and is a predicted model, not a curated record. The transcript is spliced from 7 exons.
CCGAAGUUUCUCCCGUUUCCUUCCCUCCUGGCCAUCCCUGGCGUCUUCCGUUUAGUCUGUUGGCCGAGAUCUCCAUCUGUCUGUUCCCACGUGUCCACUUGGAAGGGCAGUUUUUGUUCCUUCUUUCCUAACCCUCGCCGCUUGCCUUCCUCUCCUCCCGUUCCUGCUGUCCUGUCACCCUCUCCUCUUCCUCCCCUUUCCCGUUCCUCAGAAGCCUUUGUUCCUGAGCGCUUCUGUUUCUGACAGGACCUGCGUAGGAAACGGAAGUCAGGCAACACUUUAAUAGUGAGGAACAGUUGUUGUUAGGUGUACCCAACUCCACAGGAAAACUUAGUUUCUCUUGCACCAAAUUAACCUUCUUUGAAUUGUCCUUUGCUUCACUCUUCUAUGUAGACCUUUCUGUCAUUUUGUCACACUUCCCAAUGUUUCAUUCGUGGAGGACGUGUCUUGUCUUACGUAGAGCUCGUGCAGAGUAGGUAUUCUGUGUGCCCACAGACAUUCAGCCUGCACUUAGAUCACAGUUGAGGACCCUCACGAAUCUACUGGCUUGGGGAUGCAGUACAGUAUCUGCAUUGUUUUCUCAUCGUGUUGUUGUUAAGGUUUUGUAUAAGUUCUGAAGUCUGGUUGGUAAAUCAUAUCAGUAGAAGGCCAAAUAAAGGGACCUUCCCCCCCUUAUACAGUGUGUAUUUUCUAAGUUUGAACUUGUUGCUUAUCUUUCAUAAUAGGUUUUCUCCAUUUCCUGUGCUUAAAUGAUGCCCCCCCAUGGAACCCAAGGCCUUGUGCUUGCAAAGCUCAUGCUGUACCACAUCUGCAGCUCUUAAAUAACUUCUUUGGUUAAGUGAAGCGUAGCUCUUGUCUAUUUUUUGUAUUUUAUUUGUGUCUGACGGUAGAUGGGGUCCUGAUGACACAUGGAAGCUGAAAUGAAUUGCCUCUUAACCAGAGCCUAUAAAUCAGAUCUUAAAGCCAGAGAAUGGCAGGUGAACAAAAACCUUCAAGUAACCUCCUGGAACAGUUUAUUUUAUUAGCCAAAGGUACCAACGGGUCAGCCCUGACUGCUCUCAUAAGCCAGGUAUUGGAGGCUCCUGGAGUGUACGUCUUUGGAGAAUUACUGGAGCUGGCCAACGUUCAGGAGCUUGCAGAAGGAGCUAAUGCUGCUUACUUGCAGUUGCUGAACUUGUUUGCCUAUGGGACGUACCCGGACUACAUAGCCAACAAGGAGAGCCUGCCAGAACUGAGCACAGCCCAGCAGAACAAGCUGAAACACCUUACCAUCGUGAGCCUGGCAUCAAGGAUGAAGUGUAUCCCCUACUCUGUGCUGCUGAAGGACCUGGAGAUGAGGAAUCUCCGGGAACUGGAAGACCUCAUCAUCGAGGCCGUCUACACUGACAUCAUCCAGGGCAAGCUGGACCAGCGGAACCAGCUGUUAGAAGUGGAUUUCUGCAUUGGCCGUGACAUCCGAAAGAAGGAUAUCAAUAACAUUGUCAAGACCUUGCAUGAAUGGUGCGAUGGCUGUGAAGCGGUCCUGCUAGGCAUCGAGCAGCAAGUUCUGAGAGCCAACCAGUACAAGGAGAACCACCACCGCACGCAACAGCAGGUGGAGGCGGAGGUUACCAACAUUAAGAAGACGCUGAAGGCCACCGCAUCCUCCUCGGCUCAGGAAAUGGAGCAGCAGCUGACUGAGCGGGAGUGCCCGCCGCAUGCCGAGCAGAGGCAGCCCGCUAAGAAGAUGUCCAAAGUGAAAAGUCUAGUCUCCAGCCGCCACUAGGGCCAGCUGGGGCAGCUGGCACUCACCAGGCCUGGGUCCGGUGGGGAGGGGACACUGCGGGCCUAUUUCCUCCACCUCUCUAGCCGCAGAGAGUUCCAGACCUGCCCGCCCCUCACUAGCGCAUCCCCACCCGUUGGCACUGUUCCAGAAAAGCCGCCGCCCCUGCCUGCCCCACACACCCCUUCCCCAGCUGGUCCCUUCAGACUCAGGGGCUGCACGGAUGCCAUCCUUCCAGGGUCGGCGCUGCGGCCCCCUCCACGAGGUCCUUACCUCUGCGUGGGGUGCGCCUCCCUCCUGGUCGUGCUUUUGCUCCGUGUCCUUUUGUCAGGCUGGUCCCAUGCGGGGGCAGCUUUACCCUUAACCAGCCUGCAGGGAUGAGCGCACCGGCCCCUCCCUGCACGAGGAGGGGCUUCUCUGCCCCCUCCCCCAGUUCCCACCAUGGUGCAGGUGACCUCUAGCUAGGUACCCACCCACUCUGCUCCCCACCUGCCUUAGCCCUGCUGGCAGCUCCAGGUGAGCCGCAGAGGGGUGUGGUGCUGGGCUGUGUUUACUCAACCUGCGGGUUUCAGCCUCUCCAGUCCAGCUCGCAUCCCUCGAGAGUGGGAGCUUGGGGUUGACUGAGCCGGCGUCCGAGCGGAGGGAGGGUACUGUGGGUCUGCGGCUGGCGGAAGCUGUGCCCGUUGGUGGCCUCUGCUGGCACUCAUCCCGUUCCCUCUGACCGCUCAGCCUUCAGUUGCCGUGGGCCCAGCUGCCCCUAGCUGACAGCGCCUGCUCCCCUGGCCGCGCCUGUGGUGGAGAUGGUGGCCCGAGCCCCCUCAGCCUGGUGAAAGACUCGCUGCUCUGUCCCGACUCUUGGCUGGUGACCCGAAGCCUUCUGACCACAGCGUACUCCUGGCCAGAGAAAGGACUUGACUAGACUUUCUGAACUUGAACAGUUUCAGGUUAUAUUUUAAUUUUUUUUUGUACAGGUUGAUUCUAAUACAUUUCAACAUGGUUUUUC